CUCUGCCUCCUCCCUCCUUCCCUUUGGUUCUCCCCAGUUACAGAAGUUCUGAUUUUUCCUAGAGAGCCAGAGGAAAGGCAGGUACCCAGAGCGGGAUUAUAUUUAUAGGCUUAUUUGGUCCGGUGGGACGCCAGAGAGGAAAUCACAUUUUGUCACUGGUUUCUCAGGGGAAGAAAACAAAAGUAUCCCUGAGAACUUCAGCGGCCGGGUUUGGCACCAGGGAAUUGCCUUCAGAAAAUUGGGGAUUCAGAAAAUUGGAAGCUUUUACCGGCAUGGCGAACCUACUUAAAACAGUGGUGACUGGCUGUUCGUGUCCUUUAUUUAGCAAUUUGGGGUCCUGUAAGUUUCUACCUAGGAAGAAAGAUUUUUUACGAACAUUUCAUACUCACCAGGUGCUGUGGUGUAAAGCUCCUGUAAAACCAGGAAUUCCAUAUAAGCAACUGACUAUCGGAGUCCCCAAGGAGAUUUUCCAAAAUGAGAAGCGAGUGGCGUUAUCUCCUGCUGGUGUUCAGGCCUUGGUCAAACAGGGCUUUAAUGUCGUCGUGGAAUCGGGGGCGGGUGAAGCUUCCAAGUUCUCAGAUGAUCACUAUAGAGCAGCAGGUGCCCAAAUCCAAGGGACGAAGGAAGCACUGGCUUCUGAUUUGGUGGUCAAAGUGCGAGCCCCCAUGGUUAAUCCGACAUUAGGUGUUCAUGAAGCUGAUCUUUUAAAGACAUCAGGAACAUUGAUUAGUUUUAUUUACCCAGCACAAAAUCCGGACUUGCUAAAUAAACUUUCUAAAAGAAAAACUACAGUUCUGGCAAUGGACCAGGUUCCAAGAGUCACAAUUGCUCAGGGAUAUGAUGCGCUAAGCUCCAUGGCCAACAUUGCUGGUUAUAAGGCUGUUGUCCUAGCAGCAAAUCAUUUUGGACGGUUUUUUACCGGUCAGAUCACAGCUGCUGGAAAAGUGCCUCCAGCUAAGAUUCUGAUAGUUGGUGGUGGUGUUGCUGGGCUUGCUUCUGCGGGGGCAGCAAAGUCGAUGGGCGCAAUUGUUCGAGGAUUUGACACGAGAGCUGCAGCUCUGGAACAGUUCAAAUCUCUUGGUGCUGAGCCUUUGGAGGUAGACCUGAAGGAAUCUGGAGAGGGACAAGGAGGUUAUGCAAAAGAGAUGUCCAAGGAAUUCAUUGAUGCAGAAAUGAAACUGUUUGCUCAACAAUGCAAAGAGGUAGACAUCCUUAUCAGCACAGCACUUAUUCCAGGUAAAAAAGCUCCGGUUUUAUUUACUAAAGACAUGAUUGAGUCAAUGAAGGAAGGUUCAGUUGUUGUGGAUUUAGCUGCUGAAGCUGGGGGAAACUUUGAAACCACUAAGCCAGGAGAACUUUAUAUUCAUAAGGGAAUUACUCAUGUGGGCUACACAGACCUUCCCAGCCGAAUGGCCACUCAGGCCAGCACCCUGUAUUCCAACAACAUUACCAAACUUCUGAAAGCCAUCAGCCCAGACAAAGAUAAUUUUUAUUUUGAAGUGAAAGAUGACUUUGACUUUGGAACAAUGGGUCAUGUCAUUAGAGGAACUGUAGUCAUGAAGGAUGGCGAAGUGAUUUUCCCAGCUCCCACACCAAAAAAUAUUCCUCAAGGUGCCCCAGUAAAACAGAAAACAGUGGCUGAGCUGGAAGCUGAAAAAGCAGCUACCGUUACCCCCUUCAGGAAGACAAUGACAACGGCUUCGGCGUAUACAGCAGGUCUCACGGGGAUGCUGGGUUUGGGCAUGGUGGCCCCCAAUCUAGCCUUUUCUCAGAUGGUGACUACUUUUGGCUUGGCUGGCAUUGUGGGUUACCACACUGUCUGGGGCGUGACUCCUGCCCUCCACUCACCACUGAUGUCUGUGACUAACGCAAUCUCAGGGUUGACUGCGGUUGGUGGGUUGGCGCUGAUGGGCGGACACUUGUAUCCUUCCUCCACCCCUCAGGGCCUUGCUGCCCUUGCUGCUUUCAUAUCCUCAGUCAACAUUGCAGGUGGCUUUCUGGUGACUCAGAGAAUGCUGGACAUGUUCAAGCGUCCCACCGAUCCCCCAGAAUACAACUACCUGUAUCUGCUCCCUGCCGGCACCUUUGUCGGUGGAUAUUUAGCUGCCCUCUACAGUGGUUAUAACAUCGAACAAAUCAUGUACCUAGGCUCGGGUUUGUGCUGUGUUGGUGCCCUGGCUGGCCUUUCCACUCAGGCAACAGCUCGUCUUGGCAAUGCAUUGGGCAUGAUUGGGGUUGCCGGAGGCCUGGCAGCCACCCUUGGAGGCUUAAAACCUGGCCCAGAAUUGCUAGCUCAGAUGUCUGGAGCAAUGGCUUUGGGCGGUACCAUAGGACUGACAAUUGCCAAGCGCAUCCAGAUUUCCGAUUUACCUCAAUUAGUUGCUGCUUUCCACAGUUUGGUGGGUUUGGCGGCUGUACUUACUUGUAUAGCUGAAUAUAUUGUAGAAUAUCCGCAUUUUGCUGUGGACGCAGCAGCAAAUCUCACCAAGAUUGUGGCUUAUCUUGGCACCUACAUUGGUGGUGUCACCUUUAGUGGGUCUCUUGUUGCCUAUGGAAAACUGCAGGGUAUCCUGAAUUCUGCCCCUCUCCUCCUACCUGGAAGGCACUUACUCAAUGCAGGCUUGCUGGCUGCGAGCGUAGGUGGAGUAAUCCCAUACAUGCUGGAUCCAAGCUUUGCCACUGGCAUUCUCUGUCUGGGCUCUGUGUCAGCUCUCUCUGCUGUCAUGGGUGUGACUUUGACGGCUGCUAUUGGAGGUGCUGACAUGCCUGUGGUCAUCACUGUACUGAAUAGCUACUCAGGCUGGGCCCUGUGUGCCGAGGGCUUCCUGCUCAACAACAACCUGCUGACCAUUGUGGGUGCACUCAUCGGCUCCUCUGGUGCUAUCCUGUCAUACAUCAUGUGUGUGGCAAUGAAUCGCUCCCUGGCUAAUGUGAUUCUUGGAGGCUAUGGCACCACUUCAACAGCUGGUGGAAAACCCAUGGAAAUUUCUGGCACACAUACGGAAAUCAACCUUGACAAUGCAAUUGACAUGAUCCGAGAAGCUAAUAAUAUCAUUAUUACGCCAGGCUAUGGUCUCUGCGCGGCCAAAGCUCAGUACCCCAUUGCUGAUUUGGUAAAGAUGCUCACUGAGCAAGGCAAAAAAGUCAGGUUUGGAAUUCACCCAGUUGCAGGCCGAAUGCCUGGUCAGCUUAAUGUGCUUCUGGCUGAGGCUGGGGUGCCAUACGAUAUCGUGUUGGAAAUGGAUGAGAUCAACCAUGACUUCCCAGACACUGAUUUGGUCCUUGUAAUUGGAGCUAAUGACACAGUUAAUUCAGCAGCUCAAGAAGAUCCCAACUCUAUUAUUGCAGGCAUGCCAGUCCUUGAGGUCUGGAAAUCAAAGCAGGUCAUUGUUAUGAAGAGGUCUUUGGGUGUUGGCUAUGCUGCAGUGGACAAUCCAAUCUUCUACAAACCUAACACAGCCAUGCUUCUAGGCGAUGCCAAGAAGACGUGUGAUGCGCUGCAGGCCAAAGUUAGGGAAUCUUAUCAGAAGUAAACAGUAAAGAUUAAGUCAUUGUGGGUUAAAGACACCUCUUUUCAGUUGUGGGAACAGGCAAAUAAAACAUCAGUGUACAUGGGCGAUACGCAUCUGUAGCAAAACCCUUGGAAGAAAAAGGAGACUGAAGUAAUCAAAGAGAUACUGUGGAAGAUUUUUCCAAGCAGCGACCCCUCAAUUUUAAAAAAGGAUUGAAAAUUCUAAACGUCUUUCUGUGCAUACUUUUUGUGACGAAUCAAAAGUAUUCUAUAAAAGGAGAAAGAACAGCCUCCUUUUAGAUGUAAUGCUGUUGAACUUUCUGUGGCUCCUCAAUAACCAGAAAUGUUUUUAAGCAAUUAAAUGUUUAGGAAUUCCGGACUUAAUAUUAUACAUGGGUCUGAAAAAUCUGACACAAUAUAAACAUUGCAGGCACCUGCAUUUAUGUUUUUUUUUUUUUUUUUACAACAAAUGUGACUAAUUUGAAACUUUUAUGAACUCCUCAUCUGUCCCUUUGCAAUUUAACCAUAGUCUGAAUUGACCAUAUCAAAUCAGUUUUAAUUUUUCAAAUUUUACAGAUUCUAGAUUUUAAGGGAUAUUUUCUCACUACUAUUUUAAUACAUUAAAGGAUUAGAAAAUCUUUCAGAGAUGCUGGAAACAAAUCAUUUGCUUUGUAUGUUUCACUAGAAUACCACUGAAACAUGAAACUUGAAAUUAGUAUUGUAUUUUUGAAAACCCCAUUACUAAUCAGAGAAAUUAGUAUUGUAUUUUGAAAACCGCAUUACUAAUCAGAAUCUUUAAUUUCAAUCAAUUUAUAACAGUACUGUAUUAAGUGCACUUGAGUGGAAUUCAUCUAUUUGACCAAUAAAAUAAAUUCAUCAUGUUUGCAAGUGAUGUAGCAAUUAUCUCUGGUGACAGAAGGCUAAAAUGAAAUAUUUCUGCAUGUUAUAAACGUCAAGGGAAGACCUGCUACUAUGAAACAGAUGAAAUUAAUCUCUUUACUGUUUAUAAGAAUCGAUGGUUUUCUUCAAAUCAGUGUGUUUUGAAGUCUUCUGUAAUUGAUGACAUUUGAGAGAAAUGGUGGCUUUUUAUAGCUACCUCUUUGUUCACCUAAGUACCAGUAAAGAUCAUGUCCUUUGUAGAA
Nycticebus coucang (slow loris) is the source of this 4653-nucleotide messenger RNA. RefSeq names its product nicotinamide nucleotide transhydrogenase (gene NNT). The transcript has 22 exons. NCBI's taxonomy places the organism in Eukaryota, Metazoa, Chordata, Mammalia, Primates, Lorisidae. The record is from RefSeq and is a predicted model, not a curated record. Gene Ontology annotation, molecular function: NADP binding; NAD binding. Gene Ontology annotation, biological process: NADPH regeneration; proton transmembrane transport. Gene Ontology annotation, cellular component: mitochondrial inner membrane. Bases 273 to 3533 code for a protein of 1086 amino acids.